Molecule: messenger RNA, 3212 nt
Organism: Culex quinquefasciatus (southern house mosquito)
Lineage: Eukaryota; Metazoa; Arthropoda; Insecta; Diptera; Culicidae
Product: peroxisomal acyl-coenzyme A oxidase 3
Exons: 6
Coding region: 327-2414 (695 amino acids)
Biological process (GO): lipid homeostasis; fatty acid beta-oxidation using acyl-CoA oxidase
Cellular component (GO): peroxisome
Molecular function (GO): fatty acid binding; pristanoyl-CoA oxidase activity; FAD binding
Source: RefSeq, a predicted model, not a curated record
AUCGGGUAUCAACUCUACAAUAUUAAUUGCAGCCAAAAAAGUUGCUAAAAUCGAAUCCUUACUGUAGCUGUGAAUGUUCUCUCCAUUACAAUAAUUAGAACUCGCGUCGAUUGAUUAUUCGUGUUUUUCCUCGCCCAGACCUGAAGAAAAUGUGUUGAAAACAAACAUGAAAAGUCAUACUCAUUCAUAAAUUAUGCAAAAAGGUGAGCUCUUUGAGCUGAAUGAAGGUAUUGUACGGGCAGUGUGAUUCAGUGGCUACAUUCCCAGGUGAUAUCGACUGACCAUUUCCGAUCAAUUCACCGUAACCGCCACCAUUCAGUCCUGAAAUGCCAGAGGAAGACAAACCGAGUCCGAUCCCGGACUUGCCGCGUGGACCGCUCUGCGAGUAUCGCCAGCGGGCAAAGUUCAGCUGGAAGGCCCUCAAACAAGUCCUGGAAGAUCCCAACGUCAUUCGGAUUAAGUACGAUGUUUGGCAAAAGUUGGAACGCGAACCGCUGUUCGCUCCGCUCACCAACACGUUGCCGGUCGACCAGCAGAAGGAACGGGCCGCAAAGCAGGUCAAACGGAUCGCCGAGCUCAAGCUGGACCCGCAGGAGAUCUACUCGAUGGACUACAAGUACCGAGUGCGCUAUCUGAUGAGCAUCAACGAGGCGCUGCACGCGGUCUGUCCCAGCAUGUCAGUUAAGAUCGCCCUCGGAGUGGGACUGUUCACGAACGCGCUACUCGCGAUGGGUUCCGAACGGCACUCGGCCAUCUACAAUGCAGCGUGGAAUCGGGAGAUCAUAACCUGCCUCGCCAUCACUGAAGUUUCCCACGGUAGCAACACGAAGCGAUGUCGCACAACGGCCACGUACGACCCAAAGACGCAAGAAUUCAUCAUCAACACGCCAGACUUUGAAGCCGCCAAGUGUUGGGUUGGCAACCUGGGCAAAACUGGUUCGAUGGCGUUGCUGUUUGCCAUUCUGCACACAAGUGACGGUCAAAAUCACGGACUGCAAGGAUUUCUAGUUCCGAUUCGGGAUCCAACAACCCUGCAACCCUACCCCGGGGUCAUCGUGGGCGACAUUGGCGAAAAGAUUGGCCUCAACGGAAUCGACAACGGGUUCGUGAUGUUCAACAACUACCGGAUACCGCGGGAGAACAUGCUGAACCGAGCCGGGGACGUAACGCCGGAAGGUACCUACGAGAGCACCUUCACUGAGCCGGGCAAGAUCCUGGGCGCCGUACUGGAAUCGUUCUCCGCGGGCCGGCUGGGCAUCAUGCAGGAAUCGUCCAACACGCUGUCGCACGCCGCCGUCAUUGCCGUCCGCUAUGCAGCACUUCGCAAGCAGUUUGGCCCGGAAAAGGACGGACCGGAACAGUCAAUCAUGGAGUAUCAACUGCAUCAAUGGCGAAUCUUCCCCUACCUCGCCGCAGCCUGCGUACUUAAGGCUUCAGUCUUUUCCCUCACCGACAUCUACCUGGCGACGGUGCAAAAGUCCCAGAAAGACUCCAACGGGUUUGAGCUGCUGUCGCAAAUCGUGUCCGAGCUGCACGCCCUGGUCUCGUCCUCCAAACCACUCGUUACGUGGACCGCGCGGGAUGCCAUCCAGGAGUCGAGGGAGGCUUGCGGAGGUCACGGCUACCUGCGGGCUGCAAAUCUCGGCGAGCUGCGCAACAACCACGAUCCCAGCUGUACUUACGAGGGCGAUAACAACGUGCUCGGCCAGCAGGCGUCCAACUGGUUGCUGCGACAGUGGAAGGCGGCCAAGGUGGAGAGUCCGGUGGGAACGGCCAACUUUAUCGAGCGAAGGGAGGCUAUUCUGGGGAGCAGCUUUGACGCGAUUGUUCGGGCGAGUGGGGGCGCGGUGGAAAGUGCGGAAUUCAUCACCAACUGCUACGAGUGGCUCAUGUGCUGGCUGCUACAUUCGACAACCGAGCAGCUUCAGCAUGCCGAUAAAGACGGAACCGACCGGUUUAAGGCACGAAAUGACUCGCAGGUGUAUCGUGCUCGAGAUCUGAGUCGUGCCUAUUCCGAAUACUACGCCCUGGAAUGCUUCAGAAAACGCUGCCUACGCGAAGAUAUCGCCGAAAACCUGAAACCAGUCCUGUCCAACGUGUAUCUCAUCUACGGCAUGUGGUGCAUCGAUCGUCACCUGGCCACCUUCUACGCGGGUGGCUUUGCCGUUGGACCACGCUUUGCCGAUGCCAUUCGGAGUGCGCUGCUCGGAGCCUGUGGCCAGCUGAAGGACUCGGCCGUGGCCGUCGCUGAUGCGAUCGCCCCACCCGAUUGGGUGCUAAACUCUGUCAUAGCAAAGUCCGACGGGCGGCUGUACGAGAACAUUCAGAACGUCAUGAUGACGAAUCCGGGGGCGAUGGAGCGUGCCUCCUGGUGGAAGGACAUCGUUCCGAGCAAGAUGAAGGCCAAGUUGUAAGGGGUUUGCGCUGUGCUGAGAGAAGAAAAUCGAAGAAAUCGAAAACCUAGGAUAACCGAUCAAGUGUGUAAAUGAGUGUCUAUAGUGCAAUCAAACCCUUUGUACAGUAUUCGAGCGUCCCCCGUUUCCAGCCCCACCAAUAGUGACGUGCACAAUUCCAACCGACAACGACUUUGUGCGAGAAAAGUCUAUGACUUCCUUUCCUGUAUCAACCGGCACCGUUGAGAAAUGGUGCGUCAAUCAUAAAACAUGUGUCUUAUCUUAAAGAAACCUAGAUAUUUAUACGAACGUAAAUAAAAUAUUAGUGACCAGAGUAGAAAACCCCGUUCUAUAUCUACACCUAAAGAGACUUGAAGCAUUUUAAUGUUGAAUGUAUGUUUUAUCGUAGAGAACGCGCGACUAAAUGUUCCCUUAUACUUGUUGUCAGUUAGUUGCUCGAGUGUGUAUGAUACUAUUGAAUCUAUAAAACAAAUCUAUUUACAUGCUAUUACAUCCUUACUGUUACUGCAGAAUAAAUGUUUUCCUGUUUCUUCCUCUACAAGAGGUUUACCAUAGUGCUGAUUAUUGAUAUUUUAACUACACGAUUGCUUUAUGAACAGAUUUUCCCCAGGAAGAAAGAAAAACUCUGUAUAAUUUAUCCUUAUCCUUUAUUAAUGUGUUCCAUAUUACCUAAACGCAUAAAAGCACUUCUGAAUCUGACUGUGUGAAAAUAUUGCUCAUAUUGUUCUUCGAUAUGAGAUAUCUAUGAUGUCAUGUUGAGCGUUUACCUUAAGCAAAUAAAACGAUGUGUACACUGAA